AUGAGUAUGCAAGACGCGUUUGACGCCUAUCGGGCUGUGUGGCGCGCGAAAGCGGGUCUCGCGCCUGAUUCGCCGAAGCAGGGCUCCGCGGAACCUCUGCCAUCCGCGCCCCACCCAACCACUCUCAAGCCGAAGCGCAAGCUUCCUAGCCCCAUCAACCUUCUGAUGUCGUCCGCCGCCGACGAGAACGCGGUCCCUGGACCGGAUGCUCCUCUGGAGGGUCGCCCACCCACAGACCCUGCCAAGUUUGCUGAAGACCCGCGCAUUUCGUGGUCACAGCUUGACAACGCCUGGAUCCUGGAGAGAGAAGAUGGCGAAGAACUCAAGUUUGAUACAACCCUGAAGCGUUGGAUCUUGGAUGUCGACCCGGAGUUGAUCCGCAUGCAACAGUCUGCCUACAUCCCCAAGGAUUACGACGAGAAUGAUGAUGCCACCCACCCUCGUGACCGCAAGCGCAAGAUUGCUGAGGUCGAAGAGCCCGAAGCCCCAAAGCCCCGCGAGAAUACCGCUGUGUGGGUGACCCGGAUUCCCCUCGAUGCCACAAAGGAGGAGAUUCGCGAUCUUUUCGCCAAAUAUGGAGUUAUUGCAGAGGAGAUCGACAGUGGUGACGCUAAGAUCAAGAUGUACCACGACGCCGAGGGCAACUUCAAAGGCGAGGCACUGGUUGUUUACUUCCGUCCCGAAUCCGUCAGCUUGGCGAUUGAGAUGCUUGACGAGACCGAUUUCCGUUUUGGUGUGACCGCCCCCGGUGGCCCGAUGCUCGUUGAGGUCGCCGACUACUCCUACAAGGCAACCCAGCCGGAGCCCGCGAACAGACCCCAGCGCAGCAAGAAGGACCAGGAGAAGAUUAAGGAGCGCACCAAGCGCCUGAAUAGCAAACUCACCGACUGGGACGAUGACGACGUCAAGCCCGUCACCAAGAAGCCGACCAAGCUUGACAAGAUCGUUAUCCUCAAGCACAUGUUCACCUUGAAGGAACUGGAGGACGAUCCUGCAGCCAUCUUGGACAUCAAGGAGGAUAUUCGUGACGAGUGCGCCAAGAUUGGCGAAGUCACCAACGUCGUGCUCUAUGACGAAGAGCCGGAAGGCGUGGUCACCGUGCGAUUCAAGGAUCCGGUGGCUGCACGCCUCUGCGUGCGGAAAAUGCACGGACGGAUGUUCGGGGGAACCGCCGUCGAGGCAUACGUCUCCGAGACCCGGGAGCGAUUCCGGAAGUCGACCCGCCGGGAUGACUCCUCGGAUGAUGAGGAGGAGAAGAAGCGCCUCGAGCGCUUCGGCAACUGGCUGGAGGGCGGCGACAAAAAGGCCGAGUGA
This is a messenger RNA of Penicillium brevicompactum, 1314 nucleotides long. Its product is annotated as U2 snRNP complex subunit CUS2. The coding region runs from base 1 to 1314 and encodes 437 amino acids. Gene Ontology annotation, biological process: mRNA splicing, via spliceosome. The transcript has 6 exons. Gene Ontology annotation, cellular component: U2 snRNP; U2-type spliceosomal complex. The record is from RefSeq and is a predicted model, not a curated record. Gene Ontology annotation, molecular function: RNA binding. NCBI's taxonomy places the organism in Eukaryota, Fungi, Ascomycota, Eurotiomycetes, Eurotiales, Aspergillaceae.